AUGAAAAUUCCGCUGAUAUUCCUCGCCACCUUGGCUGUCGUGAUUCUGUUCGCGACAGCGAGAGCAGAUGAUGGAGGAGAUAUCGGGGCAGAUUACUUUGAUGGCGAGGAGGGAAACUCCAGCAAAAUAUCUGCGUCGUUGAGGAUCAGCGAUGGACUCUUCAAGAACCGAACGGAGAUGGUUAAGGGAGCUGUCUCAACGGUGGUGCCGAGCACCGAAAAGGAAGCGAUAGCAGCGAGAGUGGACGUCCCAGAGAGGAGCAGCCGUGGAAAUAGUACCCGGGAGCUAGCCCUCCCCACGGAUCUGUCGAUAGCCAGAAUAAUAACCGAGGACGCACCAGAUACCGAAGAGGACAUUGCGGAGACACUACCGGAGGCACAGGAGCUGAGAUUCCAGCGUCCAGGAACUCGCAGAAGGCCCUUCUACCGGCCAAAUCCACCGAGAAGACCCCCCAGUGUCAACCGAAGAAAUGUUUUUCCAGUGGAGGCACCACUUCGCUCAUCAAAGAGACCAAACCGCAGGCCCCAGGAAGUCAAGGAGGCUAGACAGCCCACUGAAAAUGAUUGCACAUUUUUCUCGAAAACAGUCUGUCUGGAGACUGUUAAUUAUCCACACGAAGCAAUAAUGAGAAGCCUCCGAGGAAAUAAGGAAAUGGCAUCGUCAUUACUAACAGAUUACAGCCCCCAGGAUGGGGAUAACGACUAUCUAAAGGCCUCGCCAUUAGAGAGUCACUUUGACAAUAGAUUCGAGAAUAAAUAUGAGAACAACGAGAUUAAAAGACGAUCAGAUCACUCAUCGCCAUUCGACAACGUUGAAGAGGGUUUCACAUGUCCGUCCCAAGUGAUGUAUGCACGUCCUCAAUUAGCCAGGGCUGUUUCCGGUGUUUGGAAAUACAUAGUAAACACCGCUGAGCACACGCAAACAUUGCGCCUCGAGAAAUGCUCAUCACCAAAAUCGAGUUGUUCAUUCAUAUCCGAGAACUAUCGUUCCUCCUGCAUGCAGGUGUACAAUUACCACAGAUUGCUGACAUGGGACAGUAGUUUGGGCCUCCACAUGGACAUAUUCAAGAUCCCCUCGUGCUGCAGCUGUCAUGUCCAGGGUUAUGCCGAGCUUUAUCCGCCGAUUCAAAAGGACCCGCGACCCGCGCCCGAGGAGAAAUUCCCAGGGGCGGACUUUGCCACUGAACAGGGCGAGGAUGAUGCUUUCAAACGUCCCACUAGCUACCUCACCAAAUUCAAACCAUCUAAUCUCGAUAACAAUUUCGUGUCGUCGGGGGGUACUAAACACAUCGCCGACGCUGGCAGCUCACAUCGUCCUAGCUUCACUCUGCCUGGCAGACCCAACAGACCAAAAAAACCCAACUCCUCGGCUAAUGCUAGACCCUAUGACAAGCUUCCGCAACAGCAUGCGCCUAACACGAGGGCUCCGGGGUACAAGGGACCGGUCGUCAAGGGGAUGAAGAGGCCGGGCAGACCUGUCAGACCGUACAGGAGGGACUCCACUGGGGAUGAGGAGGAGACGUCCCCGGCUGCCAUCCAGGAGGGAUUUGAUCAACAAAACGACCAGGAAACUGACGCCUCAACAAGACUCCACAACGGUGGCUUCGACGACGAGUACCAAGAGCCCAACAGACGAGUGAAUUACAACUACCACCCAAUUAUCGACUUCUUCAAGCCGGAAGCCUCGAGGCUCCAAGCCCCAGAGGCCCUCUCCACCCAGCCAGCGACAGCCGAGUCAAAUGCAAAUGGAAACUCCUGGAAGCCCAUGAUCUCCCCGUAA
This is a messenger RNA of Diachasma alloeum, 1779 nucleotides long. RefSeq lists its product as uncharacterized. The transcript has 10 exons. Gene Ontology annotation, molecular function: Toll binding; growth factor activity. The record is from RefSeq and is a predicted model, not a curated record. The coding region runs from base 1 to 1779 and encodes 592 amino acids. Gene Ontology annotation, biological process: innate immune response; regulation of Toll signaling pathway; central nervous system formation. Lineage: Eukaryota; Metazoa; Arthropoda; Insecta; Hymenoptera; Braconidae. Gene Ontology annotation, cellular component: extracellular region.